Aspergillus ruber CBS 135680 is the source of this 1100-nucleotide messenger RNA. Its product is annotated as fumarylacetoacetate hydrolase family protein. The coding region runs from base 123 to 992 and encodes 289 amino acids. Lineage: Eukaryota; Fungi; Ascomycota; Eurotiomycetes; Eurotiales; Aspergillaceae. The record is from RefSeq and is a predicted model, not a curated record. The transcript has 3 exons. Gene Ontology annotation, molecular function: catalytic activity.
CCGAGGAGCAGUGUCCGAUUCCGUGGAUAUAUAUGAUAGAUGGUUCAGUAUUUCGUAGUUUGCCCUUCUACCUCAUUUCCCUUGAUUUGAGCUAAAUCCAGGAAUCUGAUAUAUACGCAAAAAUGCCUGCUUUCUCGCGCCUGAUUCGCUUCCUGGCCAAAGACGGCCAAGUCUACUACGGCGAUGCCAUCCUCCCUCCCGGCGUGACUGACAUUUCCAAAGCGACUCAAGCAAAGGUGAUCAAGGGUGACAUCUUCGGACAACACCAAGUCACAGACCAAACAGCUGAGGUGAAAUUACUCCUGGCCCCUCUGGCAAGAGGAGAUAUCGGCACAGUGCGCGGCCUAGGGUUGAACUAUGAGCAGCAUGCGAAGGAGUCCAACUUGCCCAUCCCCAAGUACCCCGUGCUAUUCUACAAACCUGUCCCCUCGAUCGGGGGUCCUACUGAUGACAUUCCCGUGCCUUAUUUGGUGCAAAAUGAUGAGGGACUUGACUACGAGUGUGAGCUUGUUAUUGUUGUUGGCAAGCUGGCCAAGGACGUGCCUGAGAAUCGAGCUUUAGACUAUGUGCUUGGGUAUGCAGUGGGUAAUGAUGUCUCGCACCGAGAGUGGCAGAUCAAGCGUGGAGGAGGGCAAUGGGCCCUGGGUAAAAGCUUCGAUGGCUGGGCACCCUUUGGUCCUGGUAUCGUGACCACGGAUGUGAUCCGUGAUCCCAAUGCAUUGAUGAUCUUGACCAAACUGAAUGGUCAAACCGUUCAGUCGUCAUCGACUAAGGACAUGAUUUUCCAUGUGGCUCAAACCGUGUCGUUCCUGUCCAAGGGGACAACUUUGUUGCCCGGAGAUCUGAUUUUCACCGGAACUCCCCAAGGCGUGGGCAUGGGUCGUAAGCCCCAACUUUGGUUAAAGGACGGAGAUCAGGUUGAGGUCUCGCUUGACAGUGUAGGAUCGUGCGUCAACAAGGUCGUCUACGAGAAGCCAUUGCCUAAACUUUAGACACAGAAAGUAAACUCGGGCAGCUCCAAUGUAUAUUUUAGUUACCCAAUAUAGUACUAUUCUUGGUAAUAUCACGCAAAGCAUAAGGCAACCAUACUGAUUUGGGGU